AUGCCUCCACCAUAUGGAGUCGAUAGGAGGUACCCUCCCAGAAUCCAGCUAGUCGUUCCAAGUCGACGCCCUGCAUAUCCUCCCCAACCUCAGCGAAGCCGAUACGACAAUCCGUCUUUUGACUAUCACGCCCCGUCUUCCGAUGUCACACCGGCUUCUUCUUCGACGCCAGCCCAAUAUCUAGUCUACGGACCUGAUGGCAGUACAUACUUGCAGAAUUCUGCUCAGACACAUCGCCAUCCCGAAUCGCGUCAUAGAAACUCUUCAGAACCGUCGCCGCAACCGUACUCCUCUAUUCAUACGGGGUAUCCACCUCAACCGAACUUCAUAGCGCGUGCCCCGCGUCGAUCAGGAUAUGGUCCGGACGACAGACUAGAAGCAGAAGGUUAUCAGCGCACGCCUUCUAGAGGAUCCUCUCGGUAUUACAAUGACCUUACAUCAGAUGACAAUUUCUCCUAUCAAUCACCCUAUCAAUCGAUCAACAGGCCUGAUGGCAAUCCACUGGAGUCCUCUCAAUGGGAAGGCAGGGGACCGCCUAUGUAUGUAGGCCCUUCCCUGAAGAUAGAUGCAGGCUGCUGUGCGAUAUGCAAUGAGAAAGGUCGCCAAUUUCUCCGUUACAAGUAUUCGUCGAAGAUCCGGCCUUACUUUGUGUGGUACAACCGAGAGACGCGAGUGUUUGAAGCGCAGCACACGCGCGGAUCAAGUGAACCUUCCGACGAUUAA
This is a messenger RNA of Filobasidium floriforme, 723 nucleotides long. RefSeq lists its product as uncharacterized. Bases 1 to 723 code for a protein of 240 amino acids. The transcript has 2 exons. NCBI's taxonomy places the organism in Eukaryota, Fungi, Basidiomycota, Tremellomycetes, Filobasidiales, Filobasidiaceae. The record is from RefSeq and is a predicted model, not a curated record.